Messenger RNA from Zerene cesonia (dogface butterfly), 1247 nucleotides. RefSeq names its product collagenase-like. Gene Ontology annotation, biological process: proteolysis. The transcript has 6 exons. NCBI's taxonomy places the organism in Eukaryota, Metazoa, Arthropoda, Insecta, Lepidoptera, Pieridae. The record is from RefSeq and is a predicted model, not a curated record. Gene Ontology annotation, molecular function: serine-type endopeptidase activity. Bases 1 to 882 code for a protein of 293 amino acids.
AUGAAACGUAUAACUGUUAUACUUGUUUUUCUUUUGACAUUCUUAACGGCGCGUGGUGCGGAGCAAAUAAGCACCGACUACCACGCCCUGUACGGCAUUCCUGAAGCCCACAGAAUAAGGGAUCUAGAGCGAUCUAGCUUUCCUGGGUUCAGGCUAAUAGGGGCUGUCGCGGCCAAUCUUGGAGACUAUCCAUACUUCGCAGGACUUCUAAUAAAGCUCACAAGCGGUUCGACAUCAGUAUGCGGCUCGUCCCUGCUAUCCCACACGAGGCUGGUGACGGCGGCGCACUGCUGGCGCACGGAGCAGCACCAGGCGCAGCUGUUCACCGUGGUGCUCGCCUCCACGCGCCUGUACUCCGGCGGCACCCGCAUCCCCACCAGCAGCGUGGAGGUCCACGCCAGCUACGUCCCCAGCAGUCUGAGCUAUGAUAUCGCUUUGAUUACAAUUAGCAGAGUUGAAUUUAGUAGCUAUAUUCAGCCAAUAGCGCUGGCAUCCGGAGAUCAAGAUUACGUGGGUACGUGGGCGAAGGCGGCUGGCUUCGGGAAGACAAGCGACUCGCAGCAGUACAUAACUCGCAGCAGCUACCUAGGGCAGGUGACGCUGCAGGUCAUCAGCAACGCGGUGUGUCUGCAGACGUACGCGCCUCGGUUCGUGCUGCCCACUACUCUCUGCACCAGUGGCGCGGACGGGCCGAGCACGUGCGCAGGCGACUCUGGCGGCCCACUCGUUCUUGCAGCUAAGGGAAAUGAUACUUUGGUUUGGGCAAUACAAUUUCAGAUCGGUAUAACCUCGUUCGGGUCGGUGCGCGGCUGCGAGCUGGGACUCCCGUCUGGCUUCUCUAGAAUCAGUGCUUUCCGCUCCUGGAUACAGAACCGUUUGUGAUGGCCAAUAUAUCACGUGAAUUUUAACCCAAACUUAGCUUAUGAAUCACUUCUACGAAAUUAAAUCAUAUUUGACUUUCUUUCAAACUUUAUAAAUAAAUUUUUUUAUUAUCACUAAGAAGGUUCGUGCUGACAUCAUCUUUUUUAUUUGUUGUAGGCUUUUGAAAUACUUUUUAAAACUUAAUAGUAUUGCCAAGUAAUGUAUCAUAAACAUAAAGCAAAGAGCAAGAGGCAAUUGCCGAUAAGACGUGCGCUGUAAUGCACAAGGUACACAGUGAUUGACGACACAAAUUGUCGUCCCAGUCUGCCGCAGCCAGCGUCACCGCCACUCUGCCUGAGCCCCGUCCACACGCGGUGCGCACUCCU